AUAGUUGAGAAAAAAUGGCGACGCCCUUAAACAAGGUUUAUGGAGUCAUGAAAGUUGUUUUGUAUGUACGAAAAACAUGUCCACUUCAGUUUGCGUCACGGUUAAAUCCAUGGUAAGCCAUCAUAUUCUAAUACUAAUUCAUUACAUUGCAAGCCCUGAUCUAGAGCUCCACUGGGACGCAGAAAAGCUAGAGGGCAUCUUUUACUUUAUAAUGUCUAACUAUCGUCCAUGUCCAUGUUGUUGUUUUGACAGUUUUGAUCAAUAUGAAGACAAAAGAAGUUAAAAGUUAGGUACCACGAGUUUGUAAGACAAAAUGAGGUAUCAAAUGAAAGAUAAUUGAAUGGGCUAUAUGUUUGUGAACCUAAUUCUUCAGUUUAAUUAAAUAAACUAUGGGAAGCGUUAUACACAGUCGGCUGCGCAUAACCCUGAGAGUUAUACGCAGUCGACUGCGUAUAACUCUCAGGGUUAUACUUAGUUGGCUAGGAAUUUUGCCAAAUAAGGUUUAUCAAUCGCUUGUUUGGCAAUUUUUUAAAAAGUAUUAUGCGUAAUUAGCUGCAUGAUGGGUUGUUUUGAACUAGAACUUUUUAUGUGUUUAACGUAAAAUUUUAAUUGAAUUAAUUUUAAUUAAUAUUGAAAUUGAUGAUAGCAAUUAGUAUUAGUGUUAGUGCUAUUAUUAGUAUUAUUGCUUGUAUCUUAUAUAUUAUAAGUAUAAGUAGGUAUUUUAAAAGACGCACGCGCAUCCCUUCUGCGCAGUCGAAAAAUCACGGAAAAACUUGAGCUGCAAUAUAGCUAUAUGGCAUAGCGAGGGUGUCGUUUUUUUGCGUUGUACGCCACUGUUUCCUAAUAAUAGUAUUUAAAUUAUCGGUGACGUAGAGCACAUAUUUUUCCAAACAUGUGAAUACCAUAUUUGCAGCAUUUAGAAUCUUGUGACCGGUAACGCAUUUAAUUUUUCAUCGGUAUGCACGUUAAUUGCUUAUUACUUUUUAAUGUAAAACUCAAACACAUAGUGGUUUAGCUCAAUACUGCUUCAUUCAUUCACACAGUUUAAUAACUUUACUUCAUUAAAAUUAGCCCAAACGCACAAAAGUUAUGCCGAUCCAACUGGAAGGUGUAAGAAAAUAAAAUUGUUAGUAGUCACCCGAGUCAUCCCCCCUCACAAAAAAAAGUGGGUUGUCGGAAAUGGUUGUUAUUACCAAUUUAACUUAAAGAUAUUUUCAUUUAUNAAUGUAUCGUGAUCGUGUGAAAUUCGGGAAAGAGAAUUACUUUUAUUUCAGAUUAUGAUCCGGUGAGUCACAAAAUCUGGCAAAUUCCGAAAUCCGGUAUAUUCCGGAUUCCGGAAUCCGGUUGUUCCGGAUACAUGUAAAUCCGGCGGAACCGGAUUUCACCGGAUAGUGCAAAAUCCGGCGGAACCGGAUUCCGGACCGGGGUCCGGCACACCCCUAAUGAUAAAUGCAGCAUUCUCAAAAAAAGCAUGAAGGCAAUGUAGUUUAAUUAUUCUGAUUAAUCCUUGCAAGCAUAAAUUUAAUAGUUGAUAUUUAGUUUAACACAAUUAUUUAAGCUGAUAGUAUUUUUCGGCAUCGGAAGUGGCAAAAUAAUGGCAAUAUUAAUGCAGUGGUUUACAAAGUUUUUUCGUGGCCUGUUUUUUAAAAUGGGAAGCGUUAUACGCAGUCGGCUGCGCAUAACCCUGAGAGUUAUACGCAGUCGACCGCGCAUAACCCUGAGGGUUAUUCACAGCCGACUGCGUAUAACUCUCAGGGUUAUACGCAGUCGGCUAGGAAUUUAGCCAAAUAAGGUUAUCAAUUGCUUGUUUGGCAAUUUAAAAAAAAAAGUAUUAUGCGUAAUUAGCUGCAUUACGGGUUGUUUUGAACUAUAACUUUUAAAGUGUUAAAAUUGAAUUAAUUUUAAUUAAUAUUGAAAUUGAUGAUAGCAAUAGUAUUAGUAUUAGUGCUAUUAUUAGUAUUAUUGCUUGUAUCUUAUAUAUUAUAAGUAUAAGUCAAAGUCUACAUUUCUUAGAGUCUAAGCCUAAGAUUUUUUAAAAGGCAUUUCCAUGGUCUAAGUCUAGUUAUGUAUUUUGAUUGAUUAGAUUUUUAUAUGUUGCUAUUACCAUGUGGUUAGUUUUACUGACUAAUUCAGGAAAUACAUUCUAUUUAUUUAAAAAAAUUUUUUUAUGAUUUAUGAUUUUUUUUUUUUUGAUGACCUAAAUGUAACAGUUUUCAGCUUCCAUGCAAAACUAUAACUGUGUGAAAGUAUUACUUACAGUGCCCCCUCUACAGAACCCCUGCCCCUACAGCGAUUUUUUUACUGCUACUCUCAACCCAUGAUUAUAUUUAUUGCUGUACCAGAGAAACAUGAUUUUAUCUGCCACAAAAUUAGUUAACAACACAAAAUAUAUGUUAACAACACAAAAAUAUAUUUGAUAAUUAUAAGAAUAACAUUAUUAACAUUACAUUGGUCAAGUUAAUAAUUCUUCUCAUGUUUUAACAUUUUUUAGCCAAAAGAAAAGUAAAACAAUAAGCCUAGUCGAUUUUGCUUCAUCCUCGAAAACAAACAUAGCAACUCAAGACCACCAUCUUGAGGUUUGGUCAGUUUGUACCAUUCGACCACCCAGUCACCCCAAUAACGAGGCACCCUUAUUGAUUGAUACUGUAACACAGGAAGAAUAUAGACGUCACGUGACUUGCCGACUGCGUAUAACUCUCAGGGUUAUACGCAGUCGGCUGCGCAUAACCACUUCGAUAAACUAUUUGAGUUCCUGUCAUCCAUAAAUAAAAUAGAUUUUACAUUUUGGAAAUAAAUAAAUAUUCUGAAUGUAUUGGGCAUUGGGGUACCAACAAUAAUAUUUUGUAUUCAACUUGAAGGACCAUUUCAAAACAGAACAGUCACAUGGAAAAAAGUGGCUUUGCGGCUGAGCUUGUACAGUUUUUACAUAAAAGAAAAGAAAUUUUUUUUUUGCAAAUAUGUCUAAUAAAUUUGCUGAGUUGAAGUGGUUUGGGCAGCCGUUUGAAGCGUUUAUAAAGAUUUCAAAACACUGGCAAAGUUCUGCCUCACUAUAUCUUGAUGCGUCGGGACGGAUCGCCUCUACUUGCGGAAGGGUGAGGAAAUGUUCAAUGUCAAUGUUGACUGUCUGUUGUCUUCAUGAGACAGUGAGUUAAUUGGAUAUUUAUAUUUAAAUGCCACACUUGAUGCCAUUGAUGCCAAGUCAAAAAUGUUGAAAAACACCCUCGCCAUUUGGGCCCUGGCAAAUAUCCCUCCUUUGAUUUUGUUGUUAUAGAGCACAAUCUCUGAUUUCUUGCAAUCGGUUUCACUUUCUAUGUGUGGACGAUUGUGUAUUGUGUUCAGGUGCAAUACACUUUUCUGCUUCGAGCUCUGGUAUUUGACAAGGUUGUUUCUUAUCUGAACAAAACCACAGAUUUGUUGAGGGGCAGAGCCUUCUUUUGCUCGAAUCCCUUGGGUAGGAACAUCUUGUUCCAUUUCACUGUUCCAACUAGUGUGAGUUUGUUCUUGGCCAUUGGUUCUGCAAGAUGUGGGGGAAUGAAAUAAUGGUCGGUUCUGAAAUUGCAGCCACUUCCAUGUAAGUCCUUUGUGAGAGAUAUCACAGUCUCAUGGGAAAUUCCAAGUCAAGGCACUUGCAUUUUGUUUGCCGAGAUAUGGGCAUCCACUCAGAGGAUAGUUUGAAGUUGAUUCACAGUCACAGGCCCAGAUUUGUAUUCCAUAUUUGUCGGGCUUGCUUGGCAUAUAUGGAAUAAAUCUGCACUGACAUCUGAAACCAACCAGUUGCUCAUCUACUGCUAUGUUCUCUCCAGGAAGAUAAUACAUCGCCAAAUGACUCAGGAAUGCUCCUAAUACUAAUACAUAUCUUAUUAUUGGAUCAAAGAUGUCACGAGCUAGAAAGGAUUGAUCUAGUAUCAUCGUUGUGAACACAAGUAUGAAUGAGAAGUUUGCUGAAUCUCAUCAUUGAGCAUGUACCCUAAAAAUAGGAUUUCCAUCAACAUGGCUGAAUAAAAAGUUGACUGAAAUGCUGCUGAGAUGAAGAUAGCCAGUGUGUGGUAGUAGUUGUAGGCAGCCAAUAAAAGCUUUCAUUUAGAUCGAGUCAUUCCUUUGCCUCUCACUUUCUCACCUUCCCUGUUGGUGCAGUCAGCUAUUGUUUUUAUCAUUUUUUCAUUAAUGUACAGAAGAAAUGCUUCAGUGGGAGAAACUAUGUGAUCCAUGAUGGUGGUUUAGUUUCAAGGCAACUAAAUCAUGCCACAUUGUAAAAACGAAAAUAACAUAAAGAAAACCAGAGGCAUAGCUUGAGUGUUUGGCGCCGGGGGACAAGAUUCAUUUUAAAGUGCCUUUCUUUUUUCAACUCUCAAACCCAUUAUUUUCAUCAAUAGAAUAAUAUCAAAGCACAUUUUGGUGCCCCUAACUAGUCUGGCGCCCAGGGAAUCUGUCCCCCCUCUGCCCACUCCUUAGCUACACCUCUGCAGAGAACCAUUUACAGUGAAAUAAGACUAUGGGUGUAACCCAUACCCAGUUGCCAGGAAUAGCCAGAAACACUUUUUUCCAAUUACUGGGUAUAAUAAGUGUACGGGUGUGCUAAACCCAGUCACUAAGAGACAGGGUAUACAAUAUGUUGAGGUGGAUGGGUUAAAAAUGGUGAAUAAGGAAUAAAAAAAAAAAAAAAAAGAAAUUUUUUGUACAAACAUAAAUUAUAGACUGAAAUGCAAGAAACACUUUUUUACAAUUACUGGGUAUAAUAAGUGUACGGGUGGGCUAAACCCAGUCACAAAGAGACAGGGUAUACAAUAUGUUGAGGUGGAUGGGUUAAAAAUGGUGAAUAAGGAAUAAAAAAAAAAAAAAAAGUAAUUUUUUGUACAAACAUAAAUUAUAGACUGAAAUGCUGAGGGUAACCCAUGUCAUCAAAGUCAAAAACAAUUUAUUAAUUACUAGGCGCAUGAGGAAAUAAAAGGGAGGUUUGGUAAGAUGAGAAGUUUGGGAGGUAUUUUGGCUAACACUUAUAUAUCCAAGAGAGUCCUAGAAAUUUAACAUAUUGGUGUGUCUAUAUACCAUUGGUGAGUGGCUGUAUGUCCAUCAAAAAUUUAUUCAAGGUCUUGCGUAUUAUUUUUUAUAUAUGAUCUUAUAGAGAUACAAAGUAUGAGUGUAAAAUCUAUAAUUGCUACACUACCAUUACCAAGUAAUUUAUAAGCUACAAUUCGGUUAAUGGGGAGAUAUGAAGAGCUGAUUUUCAAAUACUGUAUAUCCAUUUUUGGGGUUUUGAGAUUAUUCAACUUUUUACUAAAAAUUACAUACUGUGUUUAGAGAAUGAAAUCAUUUUUAGACAAGAAUAAAAUAGGAAUGUAAUGUUUUUUGUAAAUAAACUUCACCAUGUCCUAAAGGAACCUGGUUUGCUCUACAAAAAGGUAAGGUUUUUUUAUUUUGCUUUUUCAAAAAUGGUGGCUACCGCAUUUUGAGAAUAAGCUCUUCGUAUAUCUUUCAUGUUCUUUGUAGAACCUGGUGCCAGAAACAGAAAAUAAUUUAAUGUUUAAUUUUUUUUUAUACACCUCUAUUUGAUAGUACUUAAAACUUAAAUUACUGGUACCUUUUUUAAAAAAGUAAGAAAUAAGUGAGUAAGAAUUAUUUAAAAAAAGAAAUUAAAAACCAUAAAUUAUUAAUUUAUCACCCAUCUGUCUUUAUUGUUGUUUUCAUUAUAGCUUAAUACAAGUUUCAAGAAUGUCACAGUAUCAUCCUAAAUAUGUCGACCCAAUCAUAAACAAAGAUGAACUUGCUGAAGGAAUACCUGAAAAUGACAUAAGAAGACACAGACCCAUCAAAGCACCCACCACCGAUAGGUCAAUUUCACCACUCUUUUAUGACCCAACUGUUAAGUAAGUGUUCAUUUUUUUAAUUGUGUCGAAAUACUUUCAAUUUCAAGUGUCUGAAUGUACUUUUAAUUUCAGGAGCACCAGAGUAUUUUAUUUAGCGUACUUUGUGAUGAAGACCAAUAAAUUAUUAGUUUAAAAAGGAUGUCUGAUUUACAUCUCUUAAAAUGAUUUUUUUUUUUUUUUUGUAUUCUCUUAAGCAAAUUCACAGUUAUGAUGAUGAAAGGUGGAAACAAGGAGCGAGUACGCGAAAUUAUGCGAGGGGUAAUCUGCCUGUUAAUUAACAUUUGCCUGUCAUGAUAGAUUUCACUGGAAAGUGCUAUUUUAAGUUUUAAUCAUUUUUUUUCUUAAAAGUUACAGAUAAUUAAUUUCAUUAAUAAUGGUACAACAAGAUAUUUAAAUAGAUAUAAUCUCUCUAUUGAAAAAAUAUUGCCAUUAUUCUUUUCAUAGCUGUUUGAGAAUUUGAAGCAUACCCAAAUUGAGCUUUGGAACAAGGCUAAAACAGAUCAAGAGAGGCAUGCUAUUGAAUGCAAUCCUAUCGAAAUAUUCAAAAAAGCUAUAGAAAACUGUGAACCUUUGCUAAUGAUAAAACGUGUUGUUAAAGGAGGUGUUCCAUACCGGGUGUGUAUUCAAUAUCUUCUACCAUAGUACUUUUGAUGUUUUAAACAUUUUUUAACCCAGCACAUUAUGGUUUUCUCAAUUGUUACUCUAAGAAUUGGGAAAAUAUCUUAUCUUAAAAAAUUAACGAAUUUUACCAUUGCUAACACUUUUAAUUCAUAUUAUUAUAUUAUAUCAUCCUCAUGUCCCAUAGUCCUUGGACCAUUGGGGCGCCACAGAUGACAUGUGAACCAUCCUCCUCCAUUCAUCUCUGUCUUCGGUACUACGCACAGCAUCGCCUAGUUUUAUUCCCUUCCACUCUUUGAUGUUAUCUUCCCAUCUUUUUCUUUGUCUUCCUCUUCUUCUCCCUCCUCCUGUGGUGCCCUGCAUGAUUUCUUUAGCGAGCCCUUGUUUCCUUGUCACGUGGCCAUACCAUUGUAAUUUGCGCUUUUUUACAAUCACCAGGAGGUCAUCAUACUGCCAAAUUGCUUGACGUGCCUUUUCUUUCACUUGAUCAUUGGAGAUAUGGUCCCUAUAGCUGAUGCCAAAAAUUCUUCGGAAACAUCUCAACUCUAUCACCUUUAUUUUCCUUUCAAGUUCUGCUGUUAAAGUCCAGGAUUCGCAGGCAUACAGAAAAAUGGAGAGAACCAAUGAGCGCAUCAGCCUGAUUUUGGUGCUGGGGGCUAUAUUUUUGCCAUUCCAUAUUUUCUUGAGCCUCUUUAGUGCUGUUGUGGUCUGGGCGAUCCUGGACAUCAGUUCGGGCUUGGAGCCUUCUUCAGAGACUAUUGCUCCUAGGUAUUUGAAGCUGCCUACAGUCUCUAGUCUUUCCUCCCCAACCUUAAUUUCAGUGGCGAUGCUGGUGUUGUUAUUUGUCAUCAUUUUUGUCUUUUUGGCACUGAUUUGCAUGCCAUAGGACGAUGAAGUCUUGUCGAGACGCUUUACUAGGUUGGCUAGCUCUUCUUCGUUCCCAGCCAGUUCAUCUAUGUCAUCUGCAAAGCUUAGUUUGGUGAUUGUUCUGCCACCAAUGCUGACUGUCCCUUCAUGCGCUUCCAUAGCAUCUGACAUAAUUCUCUCUAGGAAUCUAGGAAGAUGUUGAACAGGGUGGGAAAGAGCAAGCAGCCUUGUCGUACUCCAACGGUGGUCUUGAACCAUCCUCCGGUGUUUUUGUUGAAGAAGACUGCGCUGGUGGCCUUAUCAUAGGCAUAUCAUUCUGGUUAGGUUUGUGUGUUGAUGUUGUAGUGCCUCAUGGUGGCCCAUAAAGCAACAUUCCAAACCCUGUCGAAUGCUUUCUUGAAAUCCACAAAGACGUGGUAAAGGUUUUGUUGGUUUUGAGUAUAUUUCUCACAUAUUAUUCAGAGGUUUAGGAUCUGCUCAGUAGUGCCACGUCCUUGCCUGAAGCUCACCUGUUCAUAUGGCAUAUGGUCUUAGUCUGUUCAAUAUGACCUUCAGCAUGACCUUGCUUGGAUGGCUUAUUAGGCUAAUGGUGCAAUAGUUUGGGCAUAGCUGUAGGUUACCUUUUUUUUGGGGAGGGUGAUGAUGAGCGAUUGGGUCCAUGGUUUGGGCCAUGCCCUGUCAGCCAUAUUUUGUUAGAAAUAUUGAAAAGGGCACUUAUCUUCUUCUUCUUCUUCUAUAUCUUAAGGGCCCACGAUCAAUUUAUUGAUCAUUUUGGCUCCUAUGCAUGUAGAUGGGAUUUGCAAUGUUUCUGUUCCUGGUGUUGAUGAGGAAAUUUCACAGAUUUCCAGUGCCACUUUGUGAGGGAAUCAUGCACUGGGGGUUUGAAGGCUUGAGGCAAUAGACACAAAUGUGUCUAGUGUUGUCGCCUCAACCGUUCCUUUUGAAAGAUUGUUCCAGUCCCUGAUUGUCUUGGGCAGGAAUGAGCAGCUCCUAUACUGGCUUCUUGCUGGUAUGAGCCUGAAUUGCCUGUCAUGGCCUCGUCGCUGUCUAUGGGGGAGAGGUACGAGUUUCUGUUUAAUACUGGAACAGUGGACCAGCCCAUUAUUUAUCUUGUACAUCAUGGAGAGCCUGGAUUGUCGUCGUCGUUUCUCCAAUGGUGACCAGCCUAGUGUUUCUAGCAUGCUGCCAACACUUGAGGUAUUCCUGUAGCGGUUUAGGACAAAGCGUGCUGCUCGUCGCUGGACCGCCUCCAACCUGUCAAUGCUCUUCUGGGUAAAUGGGUCCCAGACUGAAGAUGCAUAAUCUAAAAUCGGACGGAUAAAGGCUUUAUAUGCUCUUUCUUUCACACAGGAGUUGCCAAUCUUUAGAUUUCGCCUUAAGAACCCUAGGGUCUUAUCAUUGCUUCUCCUCAUAUUAAAUACUGUACCAUAUAUCCUUGACGUUUUUGUUUGGCAGGAUUUAUAAUGAAUUCUUUUAAAAGUAAAGGCUUUAGGUUUGAUAUCAAGGAAUGAGUGUGGCGCUCUUUAAUUAGAAGGAAAAGCAAUUUUCUUAUCCAAAAUGAGUAGACUUCUCAACACUGAAUAGAUCACAGGGGCUUGUUCAUGGAGAACUUCCACAAAAAAUGUGCACCUGAAGUAUUAAGUAAGAUCCUUGUCCGCAUUUUAACAACCCCACUGCAGAAAUCCUUUAGGAAUGCCCCCAUAUUGGAAUGGGUUAAUACAAUAUACAAGUCAUAGAAUAAAUUUCAAUGUAGAAAUUUUAAUGGUUUAUAUUUCUUUAUUUCUGAUCUGUUGAGAGCUGAAUAUUUUUUUUUAACCCUGUUGUCACAAUCAAUAAACUAUUAUACCAUUUUGAAUAACUCAAGGUUCCUGUGUGUGCCAGACCAAAUGAAAAAACGUUUCGAGCUAUGAAAUGGAUAAUUGAAAGUUGUCGAGACAAGGAAAGAAGGUUACCAAUGGAAAAUAAAUUGGCCUGGGAAAUUAUGGAUGCUUACAAUAACCAGGUACGGUAAUUCAACUGAUACAUUGCUACUUUACAUGUUAUUUGUUAAUUAAGCACUAAAUAUUUCAAAAAGACAAAUUAUUAAAAUUAUUUUAACAACUACUUACUGAGUCUCAUUAUUCUUUUUAAAAAUGUAAAUUAUAUAAGGUACUGGUACACACAAUACAUCUAUAGGCAUGUAUGGAUUAAAUAAACUGUUUCUGACAACCCAUUAUAAAAAUUGCUACAGUAAUAAAUAUGGUUAAGUUUGUAUAUAGAUAUACUUAAUAGUAAUAGUACUAAUAGCAAGGCUUUUAAAACCAACUGAAUAUUUCAGCAUAUACAUGUACUGGUAAAGACUAUGAAUAUGACUGUUAAUAUUUUCUAGCAAUAGGUGAUUUAUAUUUAUUAUGAUUUAUGUUGUUUUUUUCAAUAGGGGAAGGCUGUGAGAAAAAAGCAGGAAGUCCACAAAAUCUGUGAAAGCAACAGAGCUUAUGCUCAUCUGAGAUAAAAACAAACUUUAUCAAGAAUGUUAUUAUAUUAUAUGCUGGCGAAUGAUGAAUUUUUAUGUGAGAGAAUAAAAAAAAUAUAUAUAUUCUAAAAAUAUACUUUGGUAUCUGUUGUUAAUGUUUUUUCAGUAACUAAUUGAAUUAAUGUACAGUACCAUUUGUUAAAAGAUAUUUGUGUACUUUGUGUUACCAUUGUUUGGAAAUGAUGUGAUUUCAAAUAAAUUUAUUGACCGAUUAGUAUCUGUUAUUCAAAACAGCCAAGUGCCAGAAUCAUGCAUAUUUUUUAAUUUUAUG
Messenger RNA from Lymnaea stagnalis (great pond snail), 10132 nucleotides. Lineage: Eukaryota; Metazoa; Mollusca; Gastropoda; Lymnaeidae. The record is from the annotation of a GenBank genome assembly.